AUAAUGUUUUGUAAUUUUAAAAAAUGAUGGGGUAAUGUAAGCUCUACCACAACAGUUGACAGCGUGCAUUGUUCACAACUUCUCCCCAAAGACAGCUGGACGAAACGGUGCCGUUGAAAUCGUUUAGACUCCCCCAGUCUCCAUUCUCCUGAAACCACCGCCGUCUACAGCAGCGAAGCUCUCAACAAUGGCUGCUCCGAGAGUCUCGAUCGUCUUCGCAGCCCUAAUCCUCUCGUUGCUGAUGUAUUUGGCCGAGUCGAGAAGCGACUCGAACCCGGUGUACAUGCCGUGCGCGGACACCACGAUCCAGAAGUCCGACGGGUUCAGCUUCGGGAUCGCGUUCUCGGCUAGGGGUAACUUCUUCGUCAACACAUCGGUCCAGCUCUCCCCCUGCGACAAGAGGCUUUCUCUCUCUCAAGGCGCUCAACUCGCUCUCUUUCGCCCUAAGGUCGACGAGAUCUCUCUCCUCACCAUCAACACCACCACCUUCUCUCCGGAUUCUACUGGUGGGUAUAUGGUUGCAUUUGCUGGUCGAAAAUAUGCUGCAAGAUCUUCCCCUGCUUUCGUUGCAAAUAGUACAUACUAUGUUACCAGCUUUACUCUUGUUCUUGAAUUCAACAAGGGUAGGCUGGUAAACUUGUAUUGGAAGAGAGAUGGCUGUGCCACAUGCUCAGGCAACUCUAACUUUGUGUGCCUCAAUAAUCAGGACUGUGCAAUCAAAACAAGCAGCUGUAAGAGCCAUGGCGGUUCUGUAGAUUGUAGCCUCGGGAUACAACUGGCAUUCUCUGGCACUGAUAAGCACGAGUCAGUUUUCAACUCUUGGUAUGAGGUGAAGAACCUUCGCCAGUACUCCCUCUACGGCCUUUAUUCGAAUCUCAAGAAUUCCCUUACUAAUCAGUAUAACAGCUUCUUCUGAUUGAGUUUCAAGUGGUUUGUAGAUUUCACUGUGAAGUCUGUUGUGUUGUGUUUUGUUGUUUUUCUUUUUACUUUGUGUAUUUUUUUCCCUUGUUAGUAUUUGAAGUUCAAAUCGGUCCCUCUUUCUCCAAAGAAAUUUUCCAUCCUCUCCUUCCGGACUCAAUCAAACUUCUGUAAAUCUUCACACUACUGGACUAUUUGUGAUAAUUAAGAGAAUAUUGAAUGCCAAUUUUCUUAUUAUGACU
Molecule: messenger RNA, 1160 nt
Organism: Camellia sinensis
Lineage: Eukaryota; Viridiplantae; Streptophyta; Magnoliopsida; Ericales; Theaceae
Biological process (GO): protein histidyl modification to diphthamide
Cellular component (GO): cytosol
Molecular function (GO): metal ion binding
Source: RefSeq, a predicted model, not a curated record